This is a messenger RNA of Pseudophryne corroboree (corroboree frog), 831 nucleotides long. Its product is annotated as olfactory receptor 10A3-like. The record is from RefSeq and is a predicted model, not a curated record. Gene Ontology annotation, molecular function: olfactory receptor activity; G protein-coupled receptor activity. The transcript has a single exon. Bases 1 to 831 code for a protein of 276 amino acids. Gene Ontology annotation, biological process: G protein-coupled receptor signaling pathway. NCBI's taxonomy places the organism in Eukaryota, Metazoa, Chordata, Amphibia, Anura, Myobatrachidae. Gene Ontology annotation, cellular component: membrane.
AUGAUAAAUUCUAUGAUCAUCGUAUUGGUGUCAAACAGACCACAACUCCAUUCUCCCAUGUACUUCUUCCUCCAGCAAUUGUCAUGCAGUGAAAUUGUGUUCAUGACUGUUACUGUCCCAAACAUGCUACGUGUCAUAUGGUUGGAAGGAGCCACUGUGUCUGUAAUAGGUUGUAUAGCACAAACUUGUAUUUAUUGUGCUGUAGGGACAACAGAAUGUCACCUCCUUACAGUCAUGUCCUAUGAUCGUUACCUGGCCAUAUGUAGCCCUCUGCGUUAUACCACCAUUAUGAACAACAUCCUACAAAAUUCCUUAGUUAUCUAUUGUUGGGUGUUUGGUUUACUCGUCACCCAGGUUCAUCUUAGUUUUCUGUGGCAGCUUCAGUUCUGCGGGCCCCACAUCAUUGACCAUUUCUUCUGUGACCUCGUUCCUUUUGUUGAAUUGUCAUGUUCUUACACUAAAGAACUACAGGUAGAGAUUUUGAUUAUGGCUAUCCCAACAAUGCUCAUCCCAAUUAUCUUAAUUUUUCUUAGUUACAUCUGUGUAUUCAUAACGAUUCUCGGGAUCUCCUCUACAACUGGUAGGAAGAAAACCUUCUCCACUUGCAGCUCCCACCUCUCCGUUGUGACUGUAUUCUAUGGAACCAUGAUCGCUAUUUACACUGUUCCAGCUAAUGGACGUUCCUUGACUUUAAACAAGUUUAUCGCCCUUUUGUACAUUGUAAUAACACCCUUGUUUAACCCAUUUGUAUACAGCUUAAGGAGUAAAGAAAUAAGAUCUGUCAUUGGGAAUUUAUUUAAGACUAAGGGUUAUGACAACACCAAGAAAUAA